Molecule: messenger RNA, 3034 nt
Organism: Scomber japonicus (chub mackerel)
Lineage: Eukaryota; Metazoa; Chordata; Actinopteri; Scombriformes; Scombridae
Product: transcription factor 20-like
Exons: 7
Coding region: 327-2531 (734 amino acids)
Biological process (GO): regulation of transcription by RNA polymerase II
Cellular component (GO): nucleus
Source: RefSeq, a predicted model, not a curated record
ACUUUAAAAUACCAACAGUAAGCUAAAGGAGGAGGGGGUGGCGGUGAUUACCAGCCAGCCACACGUUACCAAAACAUGUUUAUCCGCCUUUAUCUCGGAGCUCGUGGGCUGAAUAAUGGAGACCGCUCAGCGAGGCUAAUGUUAGCUUCGAGGCUAGCAUGAACUGUGUCUGCUUUUGUUUACAUCCAGUCCUGAUGACGGGCCCUGAGCUGGUAGCUAACCCUCAUACCCGAGCUGUUUGAGGGGGGGAAGCCUCAUCCCUGCAGCCCCACUCAUCCAGACAACCGGGGGCCAUCUGAUAAAACUACAGACACCUUUACUGGGUGAUGGAAGUGUCCUCUCAGGAUCCAUCUCUCAUGGCUAUGGAUCUGUCAAAGAGCUACUCAGUCAACCCCCUGACCCGCAGCCGCGCUGAAGCCAUGGACCUCGCUAAGAAACCCGAGUGGUACCACAGACGCCCGCCAAGCUGCAACACGGAGGUCGGCUCCUCGUACCGAACCCGAGCCUCGUCCUCUUACAACUCUCUGCGUCCCGAGGCGGGUGCACCGGUCCACUGCAGAGACAUGGACCAAAGCCCCGAGGCUUUAGGCAACUACAUGAAUACAGCGCUCGCUCCGGGCCUGGAUCUAUACCGCGACGGUGUCCACGGCAACCUGUGGCACUCCGGUUUCUACGGGGCCAACCAGAGCGGCGGCCAAGGACCCGAAAGCAGCGGCGGAGAGGAGAGCGACAGCGGCUCUGACGUCAUUGUUCUGGUCUCCUCGGCUAAGGAGCCGCUCUUAUGCAGUUCUUUCAUCCAAGACAGCGUGAGACACAUCGUGGAGCCUCUGUCCCCGGCUGUGUCCUCGCUGGAUGAAGGGAGAGGUUGCUACCACCUACCUCAGCCUCUGAGCUCACCCAGCCCCGACAGCUCAUACUCGGAGGACUCUUCCGACAGCUCGGUGGACAUUCCCGUACAUCACACCAGGCCUGUAGUCCUCCUGUCAGACCUCAGCGCCGUUUAUGGCAACCCUGCUGAAUCUCCUGUAGACAUUUCAAGCGACGACAGCGACGUUAUCGAAGUUUCGGUGACGAGAGACAAGAAGAAAGGCCACGCUUUUCCUUGUAAGAAAAGCGCUCCUUGUAAGAAGAGUCUGGUGAGGCAAAGUUCUCCUCGAAGCGAAGGUGAGAAAGCUCCAACCAGACAAGUGCGACACAGCACCAGACUUAGGAAAUCUGUGUCCGAGAUGCCUCAGUUCACCUGCACCCGGUCCAGGCACAGCUUGAGGAGGCAGGUCAAAAACGACGCGGUGGGUAUUUAUAACGAAAGUGGCGACUCUGACGACGUGAUGGAGUACGUGGUGAGGUUGUCCAGCUCGGAUGCUGACGAGUCGACGUCGCAGCCCAACCUGUCGCAAAGAGUGAGCAGCAAUUCAGAAGACUCUGAUGAGGACGCUCGGGCGGACAGGAAGUCGCCCUCUAAACCGCAGCAGAAAGAGCAGCAGCCUUGCCGCAAAGCUUCAUACACAAAAAACGUCAAUCAUAAACGAAAGAAGCCUCUAAACAUUCCUAAAAAUAAAAGGUUAAGAAGAAGCAAGCAGAAACAAAGCCACAGAAUCCCCUCAAAGCAGCAUCAAAGGGCCGCGGCCAGCAGCAACAAGACGGCAAACAAAAAAACUGUCAUGAGACGCAGGAAAAAGCGCCGCUCACUGACCGGACCGUCCACUCCGUUUUCUCCCACAGAGCCUGAAAUCAUGCUCAAAUUUUUAAAGGUAAAAGAGGAAAAAAAGGACAAGAAAUCAGAGAGUUUUUGCCCGUUCGUUCACAUGGAGAAGCGAGUGUGCACUGUGGUCAACUAUCGAGAAGAGGAGGCGAGCGUGAGGAGCAGCAGAGGAAAGCAGCAGACGGCAGCCAGGUCUCUGUCUGGAUUCGUCCCCAAUACUUCCUGUUUCCAGCUGGGUCGGCUCAGCUCGGAAAGCAGGUGUCACGCCACGUUGCUAUGCUGCCUGUGCGGUCAGGUGGCCAACGCUAGGGGCCUCGGGGACCUGCACGGCCCCUACUGUCCCACCGGCUCGUCUGUGGACUGCCAGACUCAGCAGGUCGGCAGGACGUUGCAGAAACAGGAAGAGAACUCACAUGAACCCGCUAACAGCCACUCACUAAACUCCUCAGACGAUGGUUGUGAGUACGAUCGCUCUGCUGUCAUAGGUUUGCCCGACAGCGAGGACCACUCUCUCCCUAAGGUGCCUCUUCAUCUCGAUGAGUGCUGGAUGCACGAGGACUGCGGCAUCUGGUCGGCCGGGGUUUUCCUGGUCAGAGGAAAGCUGUACGGCUUAGAGGAAGCAGCUCGGCUCGCACAAGAAACAAUAUGUUCAACAUGCCAACAAACAGGUGCAAUAAUGGGAUGUUUCCAGAAGGGCUGUCCCAGAAAUUAUCACUACAGAUGUGCCAUUCAGUCAGGCUGUGUCUUAAACGAAGACAACUUCUCGAUGAGAUGUCCGGAGCACAAGAACAAACUGUUCACAAGUGUCACCAGGCAACAGAAGAGAUGACGAAAAAAACAACAUCUGGAGAGAGAUCCACAGCUCUCCUCAGGGUGCGACGUGAUCUGCCCGACUUCACCUCUGCUGUUUUAUAACACUAAUUAAGGCGAGCGUGUGUGUGUGUGUGUGUGUGUGUGUCUGGGUGUGUGUGUGUGUGUGUGUGUGUGUGUGAGUGUGAGUGUGUGAAAGUGUAUAUGACUUAUUUAUUCCUCUUCUUGAUGAUCCACAUUUGUACUAGCUACAUCAAAUACAGUUUUAUUAUUUCAACAUGAUAAUUGUAUAAGAAUUUAAAUUUAGCUUUAUUGAUUUGUUGUAUAGAGUAUAAUAUCUUUAUGUAAAGUCACUUCUUUUCUUUCUACAGUUUUUGUACUACUUUUAUAUUACUGUUAGUGCUUCAGUCAUCACAUAACAUAAUUUAUUUCUGUUGAAUCGCAUGCACAGUUGAUGUUUGCUACAAUGCACUUUAUAGUAUAAUUUUAUUAUAGCAGUUAUUUAUGUCUGUUUCUAGACUU